AUGCGCUUUAUCAGAUUCGCUCUGGCCGGUACGGCAUUGGCACUGCCAGGUUGCAAGAAUAUCAAAGUGGACAAUGAGAAGUACGAUCUGUCCGAUCUUGCCAAGACCUGGAUAAUUUCUGAGGAGAUUGAGACGCCUCCCACGUUGACGAACCUCACUUGGUACUAUAAUCCCUGCGGCGCCAUUGAGGAGUCCAAUUGCCCGCCAAAAUCUCAGCUUUGUGGUGUGGAACGAGUUACACGCGAUGGAACGACAGAAAUCACCCAAAUCAUCCCUAUCUAUUCGGAUGGAGAGAACGCAAGCCGCGCCGUGGAGGGCGCCAUUGAUGAGAACGCAGAGGGAAUUAGGUUUAUCUACAGUGGUGCUACGUGGGGCGAUAAAGCAGUUAGCGCAGAGGUUGUUUUCAAUUGCGGAACCGAGUCAAAAUAUGUGAGUGGUGCUGAUACUUGGGAAAACGAGUCGCUGCUCCUCACGUUCACAACGCCUUCUGUGUGUGCAGAUAGAAGCGAAAAGCCCCGCCCGCCUCCUAGCGAACCAGAUGAGUCCAGGGGAUUCUUCGGAUCCAUUUUCCACUUCUUCUGGAUGAUUUUCGUUUACUUGUUAGUGCUUGCUCUUAUCGUGGGCGUUAUACUAUUUAUCAGGUACCGCCAGACUGGUCAAGCACCCGUCUAUCGCGAGGAUCUCGAAAGCCUGCUUCGAGAUCUGCCCUAUUUGAUUCGCGACUUCUUCCGUAAAAUCCGCGAGACGUUUGGCGGUUCGUCUCGUGGCUAUGCUGCUCUUUAG
Molecule: messenger RNA, 783 nt
Organism: Wickerhamiella sorbophila
Lineage: Eukaryota; Fungi; Ascomycota; Dipodascomycetes; Dipodascales; Trichomonascaceae
Product: Autophagy-related protein 27
Exons: 1
Coding region: 1-783 (260 amino acids)
Source: RefSeq, a predicted model, not a curated record